This is a messenger RNA of Vavraia culicis subsp. floridensis, 1699 nucleotides long. RefSeq lists its product as uncharacterized. The record is from RefSeq and is a predicted model, not a curated record. NCBI's taxonomy places the organism in Eukaryota, Fungi, Microsporidia, Pleistophoridae. Gene Ontology annotation, cellular component: cytosol; mitochondrion. Gene Ontology annotation, biological process: glutathione metabolic process; cell redox homeostasis; cellular response to oxidative stress. The coding region runs from base 23 to 1666 and encodes 547 amino acids. Gene Ontology annotation, molecular function: flavin adenine dinucleotide binding; glutathione-disulfide reductase (NADPH) activity. The transcript has a single exon.
AGACGGGGGUGUGCGGAACCGUAUGUACGACCUGAUCGUGAUCGGAGGCGGAAGCGGUGGCAUAGCGGCUGCUCGCGAGACUGCAAAAUUGGGCAAGCGGGUACUUCUCAUAGAAAAUGCGUACCUGGGCGGUACAUGUGUCAAUCUGGGCUGUGUGCCCAAAAAAAUCACGUACAACAUGACAAACAUAAUUGAGCACAUGCUGCUCGCACGCUCAUACGGCGUAUAUCCCAGCUAUGAGGUUGACUACGGGCUGUUCAAAGAGUGCAGGGACAGCGCCAUUCGUCGGUUGAACAUAAUCUAUGAAAGUAUGCUUGGCAGCAACAACGUGGAGGUUAUAAAUGGGUACGCACGUGUGAUUGCGGCUGGAAAGGUUGAGGUGAAUGGCAGGGUGCAUGAUGGCACGCAUAUUCUGCUGGCGAGCGGAUCAAAGCCAAAGACCUUGGAAAUUAAGGGAAAAGAGUUUGUGAAAUACAGCGAUGAUUUUUUUUAUCUGAAGAGCAUUCCCAAGAAAACGGUGAUAAUAGGCAGUGGCUACAUUUCACUUGAAAUUGCAUUUAUGCUGGCGUUGCUUGGAUCGGAGGUGUCCAUUAUUUUGCGCGGUAAGCGGUUUCUCUCGCAUUUUGACGAGUUGUUUGAUUCUGUGGUGAAGGAGCAGCUUGAAAAGCACCGUAUAAGGGCGUACUAUGAGGAGAGUGUGUUGGAGGUUUGUGAGGAGGAUAGAAGGAGCAACAAUGAGCAGAAGGAGACCGGCGAGGAUAAUCGUGGCUGUCAGGGAACAAGCACUGAGUGCGGGAACGGACAGAACAGAACUGAGCAGAAGGAAAACGAUGUGCCUCCCAAUGAGGCCUACAAAAACAAAAUCAAGCAGAUAAAAGUGGUCGACGUAUCUAAGGACAGGACCAACAACAAAGUGCGCUUCGGCAUACAUGGCGAAGAAAUCAACGUCAAAGACAAAGAAGAUGUCCUUGAAAUACACAAAGACGAGGUCCGGGUGGAAUUCGAGGAUGAGCGCCCACGCGACAGCACCUAUAAGGUGGUGCUGAACAACGCAGUCAUAAAUAACGCAGAUUUUGUGAUGUGUGCGAUUGGCCGAGACUGCGAUCUUUCGUACGUGCAGGUGCCCAUAAACACGCACAACAGCUACGCGGUGGUGAACGAAAAAUUUAUGACGAGCGUGGAAGGUGUGUAUGCCGUUGGCGAUCUCAUAGGACCAAAUCACAUGCUCACGCCGUUCGCAAUAUUCUGUGCUCGAAAACUCGUACGAUCCCUGUUCGAACACGAACCUAUUCCUGCUGAUGUGUACGAAUUCGUGCCAAGCGUGGUUUUCACACACCCGCCAUGUGCAAGCGUUGGCCUGAGCGAACAGGCAGCGGUUGCACGGUACGGCAGCGUAGAAGUGUACGAGACACGCUUCAACAAUCUGAUAUACGCACUGAGCGACAACAAAACAAGCACAGUCUUCAAAGCGAUCGUGCAUGGCGGUCGAGUGGUCGGUCUCCAUCUGUUCGGCAACGGUGUGGAUGAGAUCGUGCAAGGCUUUGCGGUGGGCAUGAAGAAGGGGCUGUCGUUGGAUGACCUGAGCAACUGCGUGUGUGUGCACCCCACGGCUGCCGAGGAGGUGGUCACCAUUGGUCGUGUCAGUCCGAGAAGAGCUGAUAAAUGAGAUCAUCGAGGCGUAAUUAAAUUGCUUGUCAGA